AUGGCAACUAUACAGAAGAAGACUGUCCUGAUCACAGGCUGCAGCGCCGGCGGCAUUGGCUGGGCUAUGGCCAAGAUCUUUCACGAGCGCGGUUUUCACGUCUUUGCUACCGUUCGCGAUCGCUCUAAGGCCGCAGAUCUCUCGGAGCUAAGCAACGUGGAUGUACUCGAACUAGACGUCACCAUAGCGGAGACCAUCUCGCAGUGUAAGGACACGGUCGCGAAGCGCACGGGCGGAAAGCUCGACAUCCUGGUCAACAACGCCGGGGUCGAGUCUGUCUGCCCGCUGCUGGAGGUAGACGUCGUGGAGGCGAAGAGGCAGUACGAUGUCAACGUCUGGGGGCCGCUUGCGAUGGUCCAGGCGUUUGCUCCCCUGCUUAUCGAGGCUAAGGGCGUCGUCUCCAACCACAGCUCCGUUGACGCAGUCCUGUCCAUGGUGUGGUCGGGCAUCUACUCCAGUUCCAAGGCAGCCGAAGCACGUAUGUCGGAAAUCCUACGGCUCGAGCUGGAGCCGCUGGGGGUGCGCGUUGUAACUGCCAUGUGCGGGUCCGCCAACACGCCCAUUUUCGACAAGCCCGGCGGUCAGAUGAAACUGCCCGAGACUUCGUAUUAUUACAACGUCCAGGACGCGGCGACUAAGGAGCGAAUGGACCACAAGGGUAAGGCCAUGAAAGUUGAAGUUCUCGCCGACAAGCUGGUCAAGGAGAUUCUUGGCGGGGCCAAGGGGCCGGUCUGGCAUGGAGCAUUUGCUCCACUUGUGCGAUUCGCAACCUGGGCGUUUCCCAGGUGGUAUCUCGACAAGUUGGUCAACGCGGAACGGGGCUUGGACCAAGUCAAACGCCGCUAG
Molecule: messenger RNA, 846 nt
Organism: Cladophialophora psammophila CBS 110553
Lineage: Eukaryota; Fungi; Ascomycota; Eurotiomycetes; Chaetothyriales; Herpotrichiellaceae
Exons: 2
Coding region: 1-846 (281 amino acids)
Biological process (GO): phosphatidic acid biosynthetic process; triglyceride catabolic process
Cellular component (GO): lipid droplet; endoplasmic reticulum
Molecular function (GO): acylglycerone-phosphate reductase (NADP+) activity; triacylglycerol lipase activity
Source: RefSeq, a predicted model, not a curated record